Messenger RNA from Periconia digitata, 1389 nucleotides. NCBI's taxonomy places the organism in Eukaryota, Fungi, Ascomycota, Dothideomycetes, Pleosporales, Periconiaceae. The record is from the annotation of a GenBank genome assembly.
ACGAUCAUGGUUUCGGGACGUCGUGGAGAUUUCUUCCGCAGCCGAUCGCAAGCUAAUGGCAGCUACAAUAGCCAAUACGACCGUUUCGACGUCGAGGCCGGGAACGGAGGAAAGAAUCUACCACCACGCAAGCGAUUUCGAGAUGCGAUAGAAACCACUAUCAACAAAGGACGUGCGGACCAUCUGAAAAGGAAGCUUUUGGAGAGUGCUGAGCACAAGGAUUUGGAGAAGUUCAGAAAAAGCGAUGAAGAGCUCAAAGCAAUUCACAACAAGAAACUGCGUGCGUUUUACGAGGAACAGAACCGAAGAUUGGACGACUGGCUUGAAGUCGAUGCUGUCGUUUCUUCAGUCGCCGACGAUGUUUUGGAUAGCAUGGCUCCACGAGAUCUCGAUCAUGAUGGCGUAGCUGAGGAUCGUGGACCACUUGGUAUCAGCGAUGAGAGCGUUGAGUGUUUCCUCCCCGAGGAGGAACGCGAGAAGAGAAGGAAAUCUGCACGCCAUGUCAAAUGGGCUAUCAACAUCAAUGUUAUAGUGAACAUUCUCCUCCUUGCAGCCAAAGGCGUGGCAGCCAUCUGGUCAAACUCUCUCUCCCUCAUCGCCUCUCUCGUUGAUUCCGCGCUCGAUCUCCUCUGCACUCUGAUCAUAUACACAACCAACAAGCUCGUAGGCUGGCGACUAGAACGUCUACGAAAACAAUUUCCCGUCGGCCGCCGUCGUCUAGAACCUAUUGGCAUUCUGGUCUUCUCCAUAAUCAUGAUCGUCUCCUUCCUCCAGAUUUUACAAGAGUCGAUAACAAAGUUGCUCCCAAGCGGCGACCACACAACGGCAGACCUACCGCCUGCAGCCAUUUUCUCCAUGGUCGCUACAAUCGUCGUCAAGGGUACUAUUUGGAUCGGGUGCUCAAGGGUCAAAACUACCCAAGUGCAAGCGCUGGCGCAAGAUUGCAAGACCGAUGUUUAUUUCAACACACUAUCUCUCGCUUUCCCGUUGAUCGGCAAGCAGCUCGACGUUUGGUGGUUGGAUCCUGUAGGCGCAACGUUCCUCUCCCUCUUCAUCAUCUAUGACUGGGCAGGCACCUGCUUGGAGAACGUUACACGAUUGACAGGCGUGGCAGCGGACGAUCGUACAGCACGUAAGAUGAUGUUCAUGGCGUGGCGCUUCUCACCAUUGGUUCAAGGCUACAAAAUGGUCAAGAGCUACCACGCUGGCGACGGAGUGUGGGUGGAGAUGGAUGUUUUGAUGGAUGAGAAGGCGCCUUUGAACCAGUGUCACGAUAUCGCAGAAACUCUGCAAUACUGUACGGAGGGUUUGAAGGAGGUUGAUCGUGCUUUUGUGACUAUGGAUUACACUUCGCAGGGGCCUACUGGCCAUGCAGCCGAAGCCGGAUAA